Messenger RNA from Chiloscyllium plagiosum (whitespotted bambooshark), 1862 nucleotides. NCBI's taxonomy places the organism in Eukaryota, Metazoa, Chordata, Chondrichthyes, Orectolobiformes, Hemiscylliidae. The record is from RefSeq and is a predicted model, not a curated record.
AUCGCUGCUACUAUGAAGGGACAGUGAGAGGAUUCUCUGGAUCCCAAGUUGCUGCAAGUGUAUGUUCAGGACUCAGUGCUUUAAUUAUUCUCAUGAAUCAAAGUUACAUUAUCGAGCAUCUUGAGGAAGAUGGAUAUGGGUACCACCUGGUAUAUAAACCUGAGUAUCUCAAAUCAAGGAAUAUUAGGUGCCAAGGCAGGAAUAUAAUCCCUGAAUAUACUCAGCACCCACAUCAGGAUGCAAAGCCAUCAGGGCCUGGGGACUUAAUUGCUUUUAGCCCCCUGAAAAGGUCUCUCGGUUCAGAAAUGAAGUAUGUAGAAUUGGUGCUUGUGGCAGACAGUGUUGAGUAUCAGAGUGCAUUUAACAGCAAACGAAAAGUGAUCAGCCGACUGGUGAAUGCUGUGAAUUACGUGGAUUUGUUUUACAGAUCACUAUAUAUUCGAAUUGCCCUGAUUGGUGUUGAGGUGUGGACAACUGACCAAAUAGUAGUAGAUCACAAUGCUUUGGGAACAAUGAAACGAUUUCUUAACUGGAGGAAAACAAAUCUUCUACCAAGGCUACACAAUGAUAAUGCUCAACUCAUAAUGGGCAGGAGCUUUAAUAAUAUUACUGAACAGCUUGUUGAGUUUGGAUCCAUGUGUUCCCCAGAUUACUCAGGAGGCAUUGUUUUGGAUACUACUGCUGAAAGCUUGGGAAUUGCUUCCAAUUUGGCUCAUGGAAUUGGACACAAUCUUGGAAUGGAUCAUGACUUUGCAGCUCCAAAAUGUGUCUGCGCAGACAAAAAAGCUGGUUGCAUUAUGGCUGAGGCACGAGGACUUCAACCAGCCCAGGUCUUCAGCAGCUGCAGUAGAGAUGCCUUACAACGCAGUCUAGCUCGUGGUAUUGGGAUGUGCCUUUAUAACCUGCCUGAUCCAAGUUUGUUAGUCCGUGGACAGAAAUGUGGAAAUUCUUAUGUGGAUCCAGAUGAAGAGUGUGACUGUGGAAAACCUGAGGAUUGCAUGGAUCCCUGCUGUGUUGCUUCAAUUUGUAAAUUUCGGUCUGGUGCAAAAUGUGCUUCAAAUGAUAUCUGUUGCAGAAAUUGCAAGUUUAUCAAGCCAAAUAGAAUGUGCAGGAAACCCAUUGGAGAGUGUGAUUUUGCAGAAUACUGCACAGGUUCAUCUUCAAAAUGUCCAGCCAACACAUUCAAGAAAAACUUCUACCCAUGUGCAAAUGCAACUUCGUAUUGUUACAAUGGUGCAUGCCAGACUGUACAUACACAGUGCCAGGAUAUAUGGGGACCAAACUGUGUAUUAACAAGAUCCCACGAUCAUAAGUCACAACACAAAGCAAAAGCUAAAGAGAAAGAUGAAGGAGUUGAGGUUCAGUUAGUGGACACCCUGUUUGCCGUAAUGGUGCAAGAAAAACCUGAACAGGCAGAAGCUGCUGUGCCCAGUCCCAUUUUGUGUUACUGGUAUAUGAACAUAGUAGGAAAUGAAUUUGGAAACUGUGGCCGGAAAGAAGAUGGCUCCUUUCUGAGUUGCUCUAUAAAAGCAUUGCAACGUGCUGAGAACAGACAAGUGGCCCUGCAAGCAAGACCCUAUGUUGAAAUGACCGGCUAUGGGAAGGUUGGGCUCGUGCUUGCACAAAGACCGGAGGUGUUCUACAAAGCAGUCACCCAGUCUGUGUUUUGUUUCUUCAAUAUAGAAUUGGCUUUGGUGGAUGCAGCGAAUACAAUAUAUAAGAUUGGAGGAGAUUCAGGUGAAAUGCUCCUUCACCUGGAAAGAUUGUUAAGCCCUUGGAUGGAGAACAGAGAAGAGGUGAAGGAGCAGGUGUUGCAUAUUCUGCGGUUACAUGGGAAGUUACAUGUUGAAAUAAUGUUCUGA